UCCAAGUCAUUUACUAUAUAGAUUGGGUUUCUAGCUUUUUGGGUUCUCGUCCUUUUUCAGUUGGCUGCUUCCUUAGCUUUAUCCAAAGCAUUAUCCUUUUAGCACAACCAUGUCUGCCUUUGUGGGAAAAUAUGCUGAGGAACUUAUCAAGAAUGCCAAGUACAUAGCAACACCAGGGAAAGGUAUUUUGGCAGCAGAUGAAAGUACUGGCACUAUUGGAAAACGUUUAUCAAGCAUUAAUGUUGAAAACAUUGAAGCAAAUCGUCAAGCACUUCGUGAACUCCUUUUCACUUCACCAAAUGCUCUUCCUUACCUCUCUGGCGUUAUUCUCUUUGAAGAAACACUUUACCAAAAUACUUGUGAUGGAAAGCCAUUUGUUGAACUUCUUCAAGAAAACAAUGUUGUCCCUGGGAUUAAGGUGGACAAGGGUACCGUGGAAUUGGCUGGGACCAAUGGCGAGACGACAACUCAAGGGCUCGACUCGUUGGGUGCACGUUGUGCACAGUACUACAAAGCAGGUGCUCGUUUUGCCAAGUGGAGAGCUGUGUUGAAAAUUGGGGCUACUGAGCCUUCAGAAUUGUCCAUUCAGCAAAAUGCUCAGGGGCUAGCUCGUUAUGCGAUAAUUUGCCAAGAAAAUGGACUUGUGCCAAUUGUGGAGCCAGAAAUUCUGACUGAUGGAAAUCAUGAUAUCAAGAAAUGUGCAGCUGCUACUGAAACUGUUCUUGCUGCCGUUUAUAAGGCACUCAAUGACCAGCAUGUUCUUCUUGAAGGAACACUUUUGAAGCCCAACAUGGUCACCCCUGGCUCUGAUAGCCCAAAGGUUGCAGCAGAAGUAAUAGCAGAGUACACGGUCACAGCCCUGCGCCGGACCGUGCCACCAGCAGUGCCAGGGAUAGUGUUCUUAUCAGGAGGACAGAGUGAGGAAGAGGCAACAGUGAACUUAAAUGCAAUGAACAAAUUGGAAGUGCUUAAGCCAUGGACACUGUCAUUUUCAUUUGGUAGAGCUCUUCAGCAAAGUACCCUCAAGACUUGGGGUGGAAAAAAAGAAAAUGUUGGAAAAGCUCAAGAGGCAUUUUUGACAAGGUGCAAGGCUAAUUCAGAUGCAACGCUUGGAAAGUAUACUGGUGGAAGUGGAAGUGGUGCUGCUUCUGAGAGUCUGUUUGUUAAAGGUUACAAAUAUUAGGAGAAGGCAAAACUUGGAGUUGAUGAUAACAGGUUAUAUACUAUUGUCUUUUGUGUUGCUUUUAAUAAC
Solanum stenotomum is the source of this 1252-nucleotide messenger RNA. RefSeq names its product fructose-bisphosphate aldolase 5, cytosolic. Lineage: Eukaryota; Viridiplantae; Streptophyta; Magnoliopsida; Solanales; Solanaceae. Bases 110 to 1183 code for a protein of 357 amino acids. The record is from RefSeq and is a predicted model, not a curated record. Gene Ontology annotation, molecular function: fructose-bisphosphate aldolase activity. The transcript has 4 exons. Gene Ontology annotation, biological process: glycolytic process; fructose 1,6-bisphosphate metabolic process. Gene Ontology annotation, cellular component: cytosol.